Messenger RNA from Volvox carteri f. nagariensis, 570 nucleotides. RefSeq lists its product as uncharacterized. The coding region runs from base 1 to 570 and encodes 189 amino acids. Gene Ontology annotation, molecular function: peptidyl-prolyl cis-trans isomerase activity. Lineage: Eukaryota; Viridiplantae; Chlorophyta; Chlorophyceae; Chlamydomonadales; Volvocaceae. The record is from RefSeq and is a predicted model, not a curated record. The transcript is spliced from 4 exons.
AUGGUCCUGCGUAAAAGCCCUAACGUACAGCUGUACGAGAAACGCCCGCAUUUGCUGACACAAGCAGUCGAUUCAGACUCGUCACUUUACGCUGCCGUCGACGCAGGCGACUGGUCCUCCCCAGGUCUCGGAGCCCCCGUGGAUCCCAACCAGCCCAGAUUUGUGAAACUCCCCAGCGGCGUACGAUUCCAGGAACUUAACAUAGGCUCCGGGCCGGUUGCGGGCCCCGGCGACGCCGUACUGUUCGACUAUGUACUGCGCCGCAGUAACGGCUACUUCAUAUACGGCACUGUGGAGGGCGUGUCUUUCCAACCUCUUGACGUCCCUACAGCGCCUGUGGCGGCCAAGUUGGGGAGUGGCGAGCUCGUUCCGGGCUUAGAGGAAGUGCUGACGGGCAUGUCCCCGGGCGCCAAGCGCCGCGCGGUCAUCCCCCCGGAGCUGGGUUACGUGGGGGGAGGAGAGCUGCCGCAGCCGCCCACAUUCGCCACAAAACGCCAAUUGGAAAACCACCGCAAGGAGCCUUUACUUUUCGAGGUUCAAAUGCUGCGAGUGGGUGGCCGCAAACAGUAA